This is a messenger RNA of Lichtheimia ornata, 1539 nucleotides long. RefSeq lists its product as uncharacterized. NCBI's taxonomy places the organism in Eukaryota, Fungi, Mucoromycota, Mucoromycetes, Mucorales, Lichtheimiaceae. The transcript has 7 exons. The record is from RefSeq and is a predicted model, not a curated record. Bases 1 to 1539 code for a protein of 512 amino acids.
AUGUCUGCGUAUCCCACACUGACCAACCCUCUUUUGACAUCAUCACCGCCCAACAAUCGACGAAAUGGUGGUGCAGGCACAAACUCGACCAUGCUCAAAGGUCUAUCAUCAGCAUCAUUUCGCAACUUUUUCAGCCGAUCAUUUCAUCAGCUCUCGCAAGCCGGUUCUCAGAUCAGACUUCCUGCAACCAAGCGUAUCGGCCCAUCGAUAUCUUUCAACGAGCAUCAUUACAAAGAUCAUCACAUAAAGAAAUCAUCAAGCAAUAAUCAGCGAUCGUCUUCUUCUACAUCAUCGGAUCCUAUUAUCCAUUACAAUGGCCCCUGUGAUACACUGGAUCAGCUACCAGAUGAAAAAUUGGAAUGGAUCAAACAUGAGCCUGCCACUGCAGAAGCCUUACGACACCCUUUGUUGGAUUGCCCAAAAUCCAUUGUUCUUCGAAAGCCCGUUACGCGUAGCCAAACAUUUCCCCUUGUACAUGAACAUGUCAACAUCGCCACUCCCAAAGCUACAUUUUAUCUACGGGUCAUCCAAUUCGUUCAUCACAAUCUCACCAAACCCUGUAAUUUCCGUUGUUCGGUCCAAGUGGGUCAAAGCAUUUGUACGGGUCAAGUUACAGCGAGCGAGAAAUGCGGCAAACAUAACAUUCAAGCAAACGUUGAUGAAACAUUUCUAUUUGACAUUGAUCAACCAGCGACAGCAGUGUUGAAAGUUUUUACCCAGCCACGAACCGCCCGUAUCAUACGAGGAUUCACGCGGCAUCAGGAAGAGACAUGUAUCGGAAAAGAAGAAUUCGUUGUGCCUGUACAGUCAUGUGAAAAGCAAUUACGUCGAAUCAGCCUACCAGGUACACCAGAAUGCCAAGCACUUGUGAUUUAUGGCACCUAUGUCAGCAGCAGUGCGCAGGUUUUGCUUGACAACAAAUGCAUCUAUUCUGGUUUUAUCACUGUAUAUAUACGAGGACAAUUCACACCGAAAUGGGAACGAUUUUGGGCGGCAUUGCAUGGCACAGCACUUUUUCUUUAUGAUUUUGAAUACAGGGUGAACCGCCCACCUCUUUAUACCAUCCCGCUUUAUUUCUUUGUUCAAGUACUGCACCCUUCCAUGGAUGAUGAUGAACGACAAGUGGACGUUGGCCCUUUGGGUCUUGCUCUUCAAUUUAUCGAACGUGCAUUGAGUAAACGGGAUUUAAGACGACUCGAGGAAACACCCCACUUUGAAUGCCGCAUGUAUGUUUUACCCGACACCAUGGAAGAAUCACGCGAUUGGGAAGCAGCGUUUGCCUAUGUCGCCUCCUUACUAGAUCAAUAUCGUAACAUGGAUCACGACGAUGACGAUGACGACUACGAUAAUGCUUCAACCACGUAUACCGGAAGCUUAAGCUUGGGAGAAACAUCCUCCUCUUACAUGACCAGCUACAGUCAAGAUAUCUAUGAAGCGUACGGGCAUUAUGACGAAGAUGAUUAUUCGGAUGGCACAAUCGAGGAUGAAGAGGAUGAGGAUGGUAAUCCCAUUGUUGUACCCUCAAAAUUCAUGUGGUGA